Messenger RNA from Knipowitschia caucasica, 1629 nucleotides. The record is from the annotation of a GenBank genome assembly. Lineage: Eukaryota; Metazoa; Chordata; Actinopteri; Gobiiformes; Gobiidae.
AUGACGCCUUUGCAGGAGAGAUGGAUUCAGGAAAAUAACGAGCUCGUAACUAAAUGGAAGAUUUCGGAGAAACAGACGGAUGGAAACGUAAUACAAGACCAGAGACUGUCAAAUCUGAGAGGCUUUUCUACGGAAUUUCACAAACUUUUGAGUAAAAUACAAGGUGCUCCUUCUCUUUCUGGUGUCUCGCAGUUGGAAUUGACCGUGAUGUUCAAUGCCUGUGUUUUUUCUAUCGCUCUCUCUGAGUUUUCUAAAGUGGAGAUGAUGAUUACAGAUGUUUUGAAUAAAGUUCUUCAGAUGUCAGGAUGUCUGCCUGUGAUCCAUCGGAGCACUGACUGUCUUCUGUAUUGGAGAGAAGUUACAGAAAAAGCUGUAAAUCACAUCGAUUUAAAGGUCUGCUAUGGACGGCUCUUCUGUUUGCAGUGGGCAAUAUGGGUUGCCACACAGAAUUGCCAUAAUAUCUCGCAAAUGAAGGAGAAUACAUCAUUGUUCAUCUUGGCAGAAACAAAAAACAAUGAGCAGCUCAACUCUUUUCUAUUGGUUCUUGAGAUAAAAGAGCUGAUUGAAUUAUUAAAUGUCUGCAGCCUAAUUGGCGAAGGUGCAGAAAGAUUCAAAGAUGGCCGGUAUUCAGAGGCGUUAAGUCCUUUACAGAAAGCCUCUUCGUUUACUGCUCCCAGGGGGGCAGUGGCCCUUACGCACCUGCUCUUAGGUUCAUGCUUUCUCCAAACGAAACAUCCACAAAUGGCUUUGGUAUGUUUCCGAAAAGCACUGGAGACAGACGGCCACUGUGUCAGUGCGCUGUAUCAGAGCAUGCUCAUCUACAAGCAGUUAGGCAACAAACAGGCCGAGAUCCAAGCCCUCGAGUUGCUGCAUUCUGCUUUAAACCUGACACACACCUCAGAAUGCAUCACAGGAAGUCGUUUGCUUAUCUCUUCCGAGUUACUCCUCUCCAGUGCAACCAUGAAGAACCUCCUAGAAGUCCCCUCUGCGCAAACUGUUCUUCGAAAUCUGGCUUUAAGAUGCAUACAUCAUGGAAGGGUUGCAGAAGGUGUUGAGUAUUAUCUUGAUUUAUUGGUCAUCUUUCACACAGAUCAUCCUUAUCCCUAUCUUUCCAAUAUGGAGGUCCCCUCCCUUCCACGGUUGGCUGAACUUUACCUUGAGGCUGCUGCAGCUCUGCUCAUGGUCCAGCGACAUGCCGAUUGCAUGGCACUAUGUGAAGAAGUGGUUGGCACAACUCAAGAUCUACUGCCAGAAAGAUUGGUUAUGGAACGGUCAAGUUUAGAUGCUGAGUCUGGUGAUCCUUUGGAGCAUGGUGACAAGGUGGCUAUGGUCCUCUGGGCUGGAGCAGCUAAACUCCUCAAGGGACACUGCUACAUUCAUUUAAAGGACUGGAAGCAAGCUUUGACCCAUUAUACACGAUGUUUAGAUUUGCUGUUUAGAUUGCACUUUAAAAGUAAUGGAUGUCAAACACAGAUUCCCACAGAUGUGGUUACAGAAGUGGGAAGCUCUCAGAGACCUCCAUCUAAGUUUGCAUACAUUCCCAGAAUGUAUCAGUGCUGGCUUAUGGUGUGGCGAAGUGCUGUGGAGACUGAAGAGGAGACAGGAAGCAGUCAGCUGCUGGAAAAAUAA